AUUUUCCCCGGAGCGCAGACGGGCUGGGGGACACAGGAUGGAAGAGCUAAUAGGAGUAUCUAACGGGACAUGCGGACGGGCUGAUUUCUUCUAAUAUUUCAAGUGCUGUUUGUGUCGGUGUGAGGCCUCGCCAUGCCGCUGGUGAAGAGGAACAUCGAGCCUCGUCACCUCUGCCGAGGGGAGCUCCCCGAGGGCAUUGGCAGUGAGCUGGAGUGUGUGAUGAACAACACGCUCUCUGCCAUCAUCCGUCAGCUCAGCAGCCUGAGUAAACAUGCGGAAGACAUAUUUGGCGAGCUGUUUAACGAGGCCAACACCUUUUAUCUGCGUGCCAACUCUCUGCAGGACCGCAUUGACCGGCUGGCCGUCAAGGUCACACAGCUGGACUCCACCGUAGAAGAAGUUUCCCUACAAGACAUCAACAUGAGGAAAGCCUUCAAGAGCUCCACCAUCCAGGACCAGCAGGUGGUGUCCAAGAGCAGCGUGCCAAAUCCUGUGCGAGAGAUGUACAAUCUGAGUGACAAGCCUCCGCCACUCAACAUCCUCUCAACUUACAGGGAUGACCACAAGGAAGCACUUAAGUUCUACACCGAUCCCUCCUACUUCUUCGACCUGUGGAAGGAAAAGAUGCUGCAGGACACGGAGGAUAAGAGGAAAGAGAAGAGGAAGCAGAAGGAGCAGAGGCGUUGUGUGGAUGGGACGUUACAGAGAGAGGUGAAGAAGGUCCGAAAGGCGAGGAACCGUCGGCAGGAGUGGAACAUGCUGGCUCUGGAUAAAGAGCUGAGGCCAGACCAUCGACACACCAUACACCGAGACAGAGGAGCUUCCUCUGAGGGCUCAAUGUCACCAGAGAACAGGGGCCCCGGUCCUGAUCAGCACCACUACCCCAACUCCAUGAACCACGCCGGCCACGCCCACACCUACUCUGGCCCACCGCCCAGCAUCCUGGCUGCUCAGAUGGCUGCAGGGCACGGCCACCGUGGGGGAGGUGAACAUGACAGUAGAGGCAGGAGUAUGAUGGCCUAUCAGGGUGGGACACUGGGCCGCUCUCACCACCACCAAGUCCCACUGCCUCCUCCACCCACUGAGGCUAUGAACGGUGGCUCCAUGUCCCUUCCACCAAUGGACUACAGUAUGGAUGGCUAUGCCAACACUGGUCCCCCUCCCCCGCCUCCAGCCCCUCUCAUCCCUUCUGCUCAAACUGCCUUUGCCUCACCUCCCGGAGGUCCGAUGCCUCCUGGACAAAUGGGCGGCGCUGGUGGCUACGCUCCGCCUCCGCCACCUGUAUCAGGAGCCCAUGCAGCUCCACCUCCCCCUGGUCCUCCACCUCCUCCCCUUCCAGCUGGUGCCUCCCACUUUACAGUCCACAAGAUGUCCUCCUCUGCCCCUGCUGAGACCACAGUGGUCAAUGAUGCCCGCAGUGAUCUGCUGGCUGCUAUACGUAUGGGCAUCCAGUUGAAGAAGGUGCAGGAGCAGCAGGAGCAGCAGGCUAAGAGGGAGCCGGUCGGAAAUGACGUGGCCACCAUCCUGUCGCGACGCAUCGCUGUGGAAUACUCCGACUCCGAGGACGACUCCGAGUUGGAGGAGAACGACUGGUCGGAUUAACAUACGUUAAAAAAAACAAAACACUGAAGAUACACACACACAAAAACACACAC
Molecule: messenger RNA, 1655 nt
Organism: Morone saxatilis (striped sea-bass)
Lineage: Eukaryota; Metazoa; Chordata; Actinopteri; Moronidae
Gene: wasf3b
Product: WASP family member 3b
Biological process (GO): positive regulation of Arp2/3 complex-mediated actin nucleation; actin cytoskeleton organization
Cellular component (GO): cytoskeleton
Molecular function (GO): protein kinase A regulatory subunit binding; Arp2/3 complex binding; actin binding
Source: RefSeq, a predicted model, not a curated record